Messenger RNA from Rhipicephalus microplus (southern cattle tick), 2072 nucleotides. RefSeq lists its product as uncharacterized. Gene Ontology annotation, molecular function: zinc ion binding; carbonate dehydratase activity. Gene Ontology annotation, cellular component: plasma membrane. NCBI's taxonomy places the organism in Eukaryota, Metazoa, Arthropoda, Arachnida, Ixodida, Ixodidae. The record is from RefSeq and is a predicted model, not a curated record.
GCAGCGUCCCGUUACCAUUACCGACACCCCCCUCUGUGUAUCGGCUCCUUUUUGACCGCCAGCUGAGCCGACUGGUUGCCUGGACAGCUUCAACAAAUAUGAGCCGUCUGUUGACAAGGCCGUCGUAUUCGACGGCGAUUUCCUUGGUCUUUGCACUCAUUCUGCUCGCCACAUGUCGCUGCGAAGAUGAAUGGACGUACGGAGAUGGUGUCGCCCAAUGGCCGAAUCUUGAUUUGGACGUGCAAAACCAGUGCGGCGGCUACUACCAAUCACCCAUCAACAUAGUGACGAGAAGGACAACCUACGACAAUCUCGACGUGGUCUAUUACGAUGGGUACCUCGAUCCAUUGCAAAGUAUAUCCAUUGUCAACAAUGGCCACACGGUGAAAGUAUCGUCUAGCAAAGCCAAUAAUGUUGGUAUCAGCGGUGAGGGCCUGAACGGAUGGUACAGGUUCGACCAAUUACAUUUCCACUGGGGAAGUAAUUCCAGCCUUGGCUCGGAACACCGCAUCGAUGGCUACACUUAUCCUAUGGAGAUGCACCUCGUACACAUGAACACGAAGUACAGCACGGGUGAAGAGGCCCUCAAGCAUUGGGACGGUGUUGCUGUGGUUGCAGUGUUUUUCCAGGUCAGCUCGAGCGACAACUCAGCGCUAAGCGCUAUCGUGGGUGCUCUGCGACAGAUGCGCGACCAGAGCAUCACGCGACUGAACCUCACUUCCAUUCCGCCGCUGCGACAACUGAUGCCCUGGAAUCCGCCUUACUUCCGCUACCAGGGAUCGCUCACGACACCACCGUGCUCCGAGGCGGUCACCUGGACUGUGAUUGCGCAGUCGAGCAAAAUCAGCGAAGCGCAGCUGCAAGCCUUCCGCAACCUGCUAGUGUACCACGGCAACGGAAGCAGCCCUGAGCCCCUCGUCAACAAUUUCGACCCCAGCACCAAAAGGCUCCUGUUCUUGGAAACGUCAGCCCAGGUUAGAGAGCCAGCGACGUGGUCGUGGUCCCAGUACCGCUGCAUCGCCAACAACUCGUGCGGCGGCAAGCAGCAGUCGCCCGUGAACAUCGAGACGUUCGGCGUGUUGCACGACAUCUCCCUGAAGGCGCUCCACUUCGAGGGCCACGACGUGCCCUUCGAAAACUUCACGGUGACCAACGACGGCCUUUCUCUGACCCUCAGGCCAUCGCCGCUGGACACAGCGAGCAGGACGGUGCGGGGCGGUCGGCUGCCAGGCACGUUCGUGUUCCAGCACGCGCUCUUCCACUGGGGAUCCGGCUCAGGCCAGGGCUCCGAACACCGUAUCGACGGUGUCGCCUACCCCAUGGAGAUGCAAAUGGUUUAUACUAACAAGAAAUACAGCGCCGAAGUUGCAGCAAAUGAAAAGGACGGAGUUGCCAUUAUUGCAACGCUGUACAGGGCUACGUUCGUGGACUUCGACUCGGUGAAGGCAAUGCGCACCGUCGUGGCCGCGGUGAACUCCAGCGCACCGAGGAGACGUCGCCGUCGACGUCGUCUUCUUCCUUGGAUGGCUCGUCGCCUGGGCGUCGGCCGUCACGGCGCGUCCGGAGACGAGAGCGCGACUCGGCUCACGCUGGACAGCCUGAUGCCGUCCGUGGGCCGGGCCGAGUACUUCACGUACCGCGGCUCGCUCACCGCGCCUCCGUGCACCGAAUCCGUGCGCUGGACAGUCUUCAACAGACCGGCGUUCAUCUCCGAGACGGUGUGGGAGGGCUCCCUAGUACAGCAACCCUCUGGCCUCGCCUGGCCUCUUGGCCCUGGCGACGAGUGGCCGCUGGUCCUCCAGGCCCUCGAGGGCAAGCGUCACCUCCCACGUUUCGGUUUGGUGGUCAUCAUUCUCAGUCGUAACCGGGUGCAUACUGCAGCUUGCAUGCCACUGACAUUCAAUGAGAAAGUGUUAUCGGUAGUGACUCUCUCUCUCUUUUUUUCUCUGCAACAGCUUCAGAAAUUCCGCAGCCUCAAAGAUUACACGGGCACCAAGCCUCUCGUGGACAAUUUCAGGCCGCCGCAGAAGCUCAACGGUCGCAGGAUAAUCUCAUCUUUCCCGCCUUUUUGA